This is a messenger RNA of Neurospora tetraspora, 3897 nucleotides long. RefSeq lists its product as uncharacterized. NCBI's taxonomy places the organism in Eukaryota, Fungi, Ascomycota, Sordariomycetes, Sordariales, Sordariaceae. Gene Ontology annotation, biological process: regulation of DNA-templated transcription; DNA-templated transcription. Bases 1 to 3897 code for a protein of 1298 amino acids. The transcript has 6 exons. Gene Ontology annotation, molecular function: zinc ion binding; DNA-binding transcription factor activity, RNA polymerase II-specific; DNA binding. The record is from RefSeq and is a predicted model, not a curated record.
AUGAACACAACAAGCAAUCACAGUAAUCGACAGCCUCAUACUACUCAUCCUCGAUCGAUGACUGCGGUGUCGACUACAGGGGCGCAGCAUACCCAGCAUCAACAUCAACAACAUACCGUUUCCUCAUCGUCAGCUGCUGGCCAGCAGCAACAAGCAUUUCCGACAACCAUACCUCCCGCCGUGAGCAUGUCAUCAACAGUAAUGGGCGGUAUGUCCUCUCUCCCACCUUCGAACGCACAGCAACAGAAUACCUUCCGACGAGCAAGUGUCGCAUCGUCAAUAACCACCGCCACGCUAGACGACGACCAGAUGGCAACACCGAUGUCCACUCCACGAAGUAUUGACCCCAACAGCAACAACCUCUACGGACCAGGACCAAGCAGCAUGGGGCUCGACAUGGGAAUGCUCGGAGGAGGCGGAGGCGGAGCAAUGAACGGGCUACUAGGCGGCAUCGGAUCCGGAAUGGGCAGCAGUUCCGGCAGCAUCCAACAACAACAACAACAACAACAACAACAACAACAACAACAACAACAACAACAACAACAGCAACAACAACAACAACAACAACAGCAACAACAACAACAACAACAACAACAGCCCAUCACCUCCUCCAGCCACAUCACCUCCAUGGCCAGCAUGUCCGGCAUGCCCAGCCUCACCACCAUGUCCACUGCCAAUUUCCCUACAAACCUCCCUCUACCCAACAUGUCCAUGCCCAUGCCCAUGUCCAGUCUCACCAACCUCACCAACCUCACCAACCUAGUACAAUCCCCCCACAGUCACAGUCACACCCACACCCACACCCACGCCCACGCCCACGCCCACUCCCCUCACUCCUCCCACACCGGCACCGGGCAAAAACCCAUCCGCCGCCGCAUGCGCAUGAUAACCUCCUGCCUCGAAUGUCGUCGGCGCAAGCUCAAAUGCAACAAGUGCAAGCCGUGCGUCAACUGCCAAAAGUUCAAUCGCGAAUGCCUGUACCUGGGUCCGAAGCUGGACGAGGCGUCGCAGAUGCGGUUGACGGAGAUCAAAGAGCAGGUGGGAUCUUUGGAGCGGGCGUUGGAGAGGGAUGUUGCUAAGGGCGCUGCUUCUUCCUCUUCCGGACACAGGGGGAUGGGGACUGGAAUGGGCAUGGGACUGGGUGGUGGAAUGGGGAUGGGAAUGGGGAUGGUGGGUAUGAGGAGGGGGAGUUGUGUGUCUAUUAGUUGGGAAAAGGGGGGAGAUGAUGGGGAUGAAGAUGAGGAUGGAGAAGGGGGCCCGGAUGUGGAUGGGGAACAUGAAGAAGGAGAAGAAGAUCUGGAGAUUACGCCGCUGGUGACGAACGAUGUGGCGUAUGAUGAGAAUGAGACGGACGAUGUGAUUGAUUUGGGGAUACAGGUGGGCAAGAUGAGGAUUACGGAGAGGAUUGGGGGGAUGAGUAGGCCUAGGUUGGCUGAGGAGAUCCAAGUCGGCAUUGGAAGUCCUCGCAUGGAGAACGCGUCCGCCCCCAACAACCCUAACGGAGUGCAGCAGCAGGUGGACACGGACAUGAACUACGAUGGAUACCACACCGUAAUCGACCAAGACGGAAACGUAACCGAACACGUCCCGGACUUCCUCCGUCCUAGCGCGGCAUACAUUCCUCCUACCAGCGGCUUCUUCUUUGGUCAAACUGGCCACCCCCCUUCGCUCAUCCACUUCUUGCCGGACAAGUUCAUCGGUGACGGGCUCGUGGCUCGAUACUUCUCCGCCGUGCACCCCAUUGCUCGAUGUGUCCACAAGCAGUCCUUUGAAACCCUGUACGACGGGUUCUGGCUAGAGGUGCUCAACAACAUCGAGCCGAGGGCGUCGGUGCAGGCGGUGGUGUUUGCUGCCUGGUUCAGUGCCUGUGUGAGUAUGGAGGAGGAGGAGGUGCAGAGGGAAUUUGGGUGGUACAAGACGCAGUUGCUGGAGAAGAUGAAGAUUGGGACGGAGAGCGCGCUGGCGAGGGCCAACUUUUUGAGGACGACCAAGGUCGAGACACUGCAGGCUUUUGUCAUGUACAUGAUCCCCCUCUGCAGAGAAGAAGUCUCCCGGGCUCACUCCGUCCUCGUCGGCGCCGCCGUCCGCAUGGCCGAAUGCAUGGGCCUCCACCGGGACGGCGAAGCCUUUGGUCUCAACCCCUUGGAAACCCACGUCCGCAGACUCAUCUGGCACCAGCUCUGCUUCCUCGACAUCCGGACCUGCGAAGCCCAAGGUCCCAAGCCCACCAUCCGACGAGAUGAUUAUGACACUCGCCUCCCCCUGAACUGCGAAGAAGACGCCUUCGUCAACCAUCCCGGCUACCCCGUAGUCCCACAAGACCACCAAUGGACCUCUUCCCUGCUAACCAUCAUGCGCUUCGAAGUCAACGAAAUGAUGCGCAUCAUAUGGUCCGACCGCCGCAAGCUCGAGGCCCGCAAGAUGGAACUCACCCCCGUCAUCGCCAAAAUCGAAAACUUCCGCAAGCGCAUGGUAGAAAAGUAUGCACCGUUGUUAGACGACCGGGUUCCCAUCCAACGAUACGCCAGAUACGUCAUGAACCUGCUCAUCUACCGACUACACGCCAUGGUGUUGCACCCGUACCACAGCAACACCGCCCACCCUUUACCCGAACGCUUGAACGGGCUCCUAGUAGAAAGCGGCAUCUUGAUCAUCGAGCACUCCAUCGCCCUCGAAACCACCCCUGAGUUCCGCGACUGGGCAUGGUACCUGGGUGCCUACCAGCAAUACCAAAUCGCCCUUUUGCUUGCAACGGAAAUCUACUACCGCCCCAACAACAGCAAAGCAGAUCGCAUCUGGGCGUGUCUGGAUUGGGUCUUCCAGCUCGAGCGCGAGAUGCCGAGACAGGAGAAGAGCUUGAGGAUCCUCACGGAAAUCAUGAGCAAGACGAGCGUGUACACGAGCAUGCGCAAGAUGCGGGCCCCGACGAACUUGGUCAGGGCGGUGCCGGGCAAGCAGGCCAUUAAGGAAUCACCUCCGCCGCCGACGCCGAUGAUGCAGACGUCGCAGCAGUCGUAUAGUGAACAUCAGCAGCAGCAGCAUGCUCAGCAACAAGCUCAGGCUCAACAGCAAGCUCAAGCCCAGCAGCAUCACCAUCAACAACAAAUGAUGAUCCAACAACAGCAACAGCAACAACCCUUAGUCCUCAAACAAGAACCAGGUCUCCAAACACCCACCAUGCCUCCAUCCUCCUCAAUGUCCAUGUCCGCCGCUGCCGCAAUGGCAUCAAUAAACACACUCUCCCUUCCACCCUCCAUGAACGCCUCCCUCUCUCCCGCUGAACACCACCACCACCAUCAGCAACAACAACAGUUGCUCCUCCUCCAACAGCAACACCAAGCUCACUCACAACAUAUCCACGCCCAAGCCGCUCAACAUCCUCACCAGCAACAACACCCUCACCAGUCUCAACACGCGCAGCACCAGCAACAGCAGCAACAACACCAACAGCCCGGUCAGCAUCCUCAUCAGCAUCCUCAUCAGCAGCAACAUCAACAACAACACCAUCAACAGCAACAUCAAUGGACCCACCAACACCACUGGCACUCCAACAUGCCACCACCGAACAUGGUUUACGCGGGAGUAUCAGACGGCGCAGUACUCUGGGGUUUGCCGCCGGGAAAUCCGGGGAGUCCGGAGAAUAAAUCCCUCUUCCCCACCCACCCCGAAACAGGCCAACCUUCUUUCCAAGCCUUCGCCGAGCCGGUGAUUUCUUUCGUGGACGGCGUGCCGGUUCCUACCAUGCCUUCAACACAGACACAGCAUCAACAUCAACAACAGCAACAACAACAGCAGCAACAACAACAGCAGCAACAACAAUCAAGUUCAUCGCAAGCGUUACCGGUACGAAGAGGGGGACCGGGGCAGGGGCAAGGAGGGAUGAAGGGCUCGGAAUAA